Messenger RNA from Lentinula edodes (shiitake mushroom), 153 nucleotides. Its product is annotated as ribosomal protein L39e. Gene Ontology annotation, biological process: translation. The record is from RefSeq and is a predicted model, not a curated record. The annotation marks the transcript as partial. The transcript has 3 exons. Lineage: Eukaryota; Fungi; Basidiomycota; Agaricomycetes; Agaricales; Omphalotaceae. Gene Ontology annotation, cellular component: ribosome; cytosolic large ribosomal subunit. Gene Ontology annotation, molecular function: structural constituent of ribosome.
CCUUCCCAAAAGACUUUCCGCACCAAGCGUAUUCUCGCAAAAGCUUCCCGCCAGAACAGACCCAUCCCUCAGUGGUUCCGUCUGAAGACUGACACAAAAAUCCAGUAUAACGCCAAGAGACGUCACUGGAGAAGAACUAAGCUCAACAUCUAG